ACAGAAGGUUAUCCGAAGAGAAGAAAACGAGUAUUUGGCAUUGGCAUUGCGGGGCAAUAUACGUGCAUUUUUAGAGCGCGGGUUCUUCCAUUUCUGAGUCUGAACUGAACACUUGUGACUAUGCAGCGAGCACUGGUUGCUCCCACUCUUUCAAUCCUCCCUCUCUCUCUUUCACGCCCAAACCCAAUCUUCUUCAAAUUCAAAUCUCAGAGGCACAUUUUCUUCCCCAUUCGCAACUGCGCUUCCUUCAAAGUGAAACCCUCUUCUCAAAUCAGAAAGACUCGCGCCGACUUCGAUGCCGAGCCUAAGCUCAUCGCUCUUCGACACCUCUUCUCCGAACCUGGAGUCAACAUCGACGCUUACGUCAUCCCUUCGCACGACGCUCAUCAGAGCGAGUUCAUUGCUGAAUGUUACUCGAGGAGAGCCUACGUAUCUGGUUUUACUGGCAGUGCUGGAACUGCUGUCGUUACCAAGGACAAAGCUGCUCUCUGGACAGAUGGCAGAUAUUUUCUGCAGGCGGAGAAGCAACUGAACUCCAAUUGGAUUCUCAUGCGAGCUGGAAAUCCAGGAGUCCCUACUACUAGCGAGUGGCUCAACCAUGUCUUGCCUCCGGGUGCUAGAGUUGGCAUUGAUCCCUUUCUUUUUACAUCGGAUGCUGCAGAGGAACUUAAGGGGGUCAUCUCUAAGAAUAACCAUGAGCUCGUUUACUUGUACAAUACUAAUCUUGUGGAUGAAAUAUGGAAAGAAUCUAGGCCAAAGUCUCCAAAUAAGCCGGUUAGAGUGCAUAGCUUAAAGUAUGCUGGUUUGGAUGUACCAUCUAAAUUGUCAUCUUUGAGGUCAGAACUUGUUGAUGCUGGUUCGUCUGCAAUUGUAAUUUCUAUGCUUGAUGAGAUUGCAUGGUUGUUGAACUUGAGAGGCAGUGAUAUUCCUCAUUCACCUGUUGCGUAUGCAUACUUGAUUGUGGAGAUUAAUGGAGCAAAGUUGUUUAUUGACGAUUCCAAAAUUACUGAAGAGGUCAGUGAACUGUUGAAGAGAGCAAACAUAGAGAUCAGGCCAUACAAUUCAAUUAUAUCUGAAGUUGAAAGUUUGGCAGCACGAGGUGCUUCCCUUUGGUUGGAUACUUCAUCUGUUAAUGCUGCUAUUGUAAAUGCCUAUGAGGCUGCUUGCAACAGAUAUUAUCAGAAUCAGGAGAGUAGGCACAAAACUAGGAAAAAAGGUUCUGAUGGUUCCAUUGAUCACUCAGAUAUACCCUUUGCUGUUCAUAAAGUCUCUCCUGUUUCUCUGGCAAAGGCCAUAAAAAAUGAAGCAGAGUUAGAAGGAAUGCAAAAUUGUCACUUAAGGGAUGCUGCUGCCCUUGCUCAGUUCUGGGAUUGGCUAGAGACAGAAAUUACUAAGGAUAGGAUAUUAACAGAAGUAGAAGUUUCAGACAAACUUCUUGAGUUUCGCUCAAAACAAGCUGGUUUCCUGGAUAAUAGCUUUGAAACAAUAAGUGCUUCUGGUCCAAAUGGUGCCAUCAUACACUACAAACCAGAACCAGAGAGUUGUAGUAUUGUGCAUGCCAAUAAAUUAUUCUUAUUGGAUAGUGGUGCUCAAUAUGUUGAUGGCACAACUGACAUAACACGGACAGUUCAUUUUAGUGUGCCUACAGCAAGAGAGAAAGAAUGUUUUACCCGCGUUUUGCAGGGCCAUAUAGCUCUUGAUCAGUCGAUUUUCCCAGAAAAUACCCCUGGUUUUGUGCUGGAUGCGUUUGCCCGUUCCUUUCUUUGGAAAGUUGGACUUGACUACAGGCAUGGGACUGGGCAUGGUGUAGGAGCUGCAUUAAAUGUCCAUGAAGGCCCUCAAAGUAUUAGUCACCGUUAUGGAAAUUUGACCUCUCUAGUAAAUGGCAUGGUGGUUAGCAAUGAGCCUGGCUAUUAUGAAGACCACGCCUUUGGUAUUCGGAUUGAGAAUCUCCUGUAUGUGAGAAAUGUUGAGACACCAAAUCGUUUUGGAGGAAUCGAAUACCUAGGAUUUGAAAAACUUACAUAUGUACCAAUUCAGAUUAAAUUGGUUGAUUUGUCUCUGUUUUCGGCCGCAGAAAUUGUUUGGCUUAACAACUACCACUCGUUAGUCUGGGAAAAGGUUUCACCAUUGCUGGAUGGCUCAGCUCGCCAAUGGCUUUGGAACAACACUCGACCUAUCAUCCAUGAGAGAAUUUAAUGAUUUUCAUGUUGAUUGCUACGGUACUUGAGGUUCUCGUGGCGUGUUGCCUCCUCGCCUGUUUGUCUAUAUACAGUAGCUUACAAAAUCCAUAUAGGUAAGGCUGUGAAUAAAUUUGUCAAUAAGAACUACAUGAAUUUGAUCAUACAUAUGAUGUUAAAGUUUUUUACACAUAAUCAACCAAUUGAUUAUAGAUCAUCAUAUUUUUAAAAGUUAUUGAAUUUUAUCGUAGUUAUUUUAAAAUUAGAUGAUAGUGUAUUAAAAUUAAACUCAUUUUAGUAAUUAUAAAAAUGUAAUGAUAUAAAG
Abrus precatorius (Indian licorice) is the source of this 2505-nucleotide messenger RNA. Its product is annotated as aminopeptidase P2. Gene Ontology annotation, molecular function: metalloaminopeptidase activity. The record is from RefSeq and is a predicted model, not a curated record. The transcript is spliced from 13 exons. NCBI's taxonomy places the organism in Eukaryota, Viridiplantae, Streptophyta, Magnoliopsida, Fabales, Fabaceae. The coding region runs from base 121 to 2199 and encodes 692 amino acids.